UUAUUUUGCAGGAACACGUAGCCGCCUGGCAGGCUGGUGCGCCACGGUUUUGAGACCCAAAUAAGGCGCAUGCAGUUUUGCAUCGCAGAGGUGGAUCCUGUCAGCUCGCAGUGCAGAGUCGCUGAUCCGACGUAGAAAGAAAUCCGUCAUAAUGUAGCUUUUUAAUUCGUUUUUAAUGGAGCUCUCCCGAUGCGUGCGCCGAAGGUGUUUACUGCAUGCAACGCAAACGGUGUUGCAGCGAGUAGUGGGUGUGUGACCUGAGGACUGCCGUGAGUGAAGAGACAAGAGGAGCUGCACUCAGCCAGUAUAGCAGAACAAUACGCCACGGUUGAUGUGUUUUAGCCUCUGCCGUGCUCCACUCUCUCCGUUAAAGUCGACGGGAUCGAGCGAAAACACCCGCAGAUAUUAAAGACGUUUAUUUCAACCAAUAUAAGUACCAAGAAACAAGGGAAUCAAGAUGAAAUUUCCGACUGAGAAUCCAAGAAAACCUGGGAACAUGAACCCCCCACCCGUGGCAGUCCAGACCAACCUGGUUCCUCCAAAAAAGGUGCAACCAGGCAUGCUUCAGUCCAGCCUGGUGCAUGCCAGCGUGGCCACCAUGCAGAACCCAAUGGGCUGCGCUCUACCACGGCUCUCUGUCUCCUGCCGUCCCCCCAGCAUGGUGGCCAGCAUGGAAGCAGUGGCUGAUGGCUCGGCCCCCUUCACCAUGAUGAAGUUGAAGACAGUGCUGGCAGUUUUUGUGGUGGUGGUGGCCUACCUGGUGGCGGGGGGCUUGGUGUUCCAGGCACUGGAACAGCCCUUUGAAAACAAUCAAAAGAUCACGAUAACAGCAGAGAAGGCAGCCUUCCUGCAGAAACACCCAUGUGUGUCUCCAGAUGAGCUGGAGGCUAUCAUCAAGCAUUCUGUGGAGGCUGUGAAUGCCGGAGUGAAUCCUGUCGGUGAUACCUCUUACAACUCCAGCCACUGGGAUCUGGGAAGUGCCUUUUUCUUUGCUGGAACUGUCAUCACCACCAUAGGGUAUGGUAACAUUGCCCCGAGCACAGAGGGAGGAAAGAUUUUCUGUAUUCUGUAUGCAAUAUUUGGCAUACCCUUGUUUGGAUUCCUCCUGGCAGGUGUUGGAGACCAGCUAGGUACCAUAUUUGUUAAAAGCAUUGCCAAGGUUGAGAAGAUAUUUCGGAAUAAAAAUAACCAGAUCAGUCAGACUAAAAUCCGUGUGACCUCCACCCUCCUCUUUAUCCUGGCUGGCUGCAUCUUGUUUGUCACCAUCCCAGCUGUGAUCUUCAAACACAUUGAGGGCUGGACGGCUCUGGAGUCAACAUAUUUUGUCGUCAUCACUCUGACAACAGUUGGAAUUGGCGACUAUGUGGCAGGGGGCGACCGGAGGAUUGAUUACCGAAAGUGGUACAGACCACUAGUGUGGUUCUGGAUACUCGGUGGUCUGGCCUACUUUGCUGCAGUGCUAAACAUGAUUGGUGACUGGCUGAGGGUGUUGUCCAAAAAGACAAAAGAAGAGGUUGGAGAGAUCAAGGCGCAUGCAGCAGAGUGGAAAGCAAAUGUGCGUGCAGAAUUGCGGGAGACACGUCGACGUAUGAGUGUUGAGGUGCAUGACAAGCUGCAGCGAGCUGCCACCAUCCGGAGCAUGGAAAGACGGCAGCUCGGCCUGGACCAGCGUGCUGUGUCCCUGGACAUGCUUUCCCCAGAGCGCCGUGCCAUCUUCAACAGCCUGGAUACCAACAACUAUAAGACCUCUUCACAGGAGAGCAUUGACACCAAGCUCAACAACCUUCGUCUUCGAGGUGCUGAGCAGUGUGAUCAGCACUCAGACCACCAGACCAUAUCUGAGGACAACGUUUUCAAUCGCCUGGGCUCUGUCACCAAGCUGGCCAAGCGUAACAGGAAUAGGGAUCUGAAGAAAAACAUCUUAGAUGAGUCUCGCAGGUCUCACAACGAGGCCUAUGGCUGCACCAUACCCACUUUUGACUGUAGCACACCUGCUGCAGAUGAAGGUCAAAGGAAGGACGAAGGAGAGGAUGAGAAUGAAAACAAGGAGUGCAACACUAGUUUGUCUGAUUUUCCACUGUUUCUGGAAGCCUGCAAGCCACAGAAUGGGUUUAUUCCAGAGCAGGCCAAAGAGAAUGAGAGUGAGAAAAUACUUAAAACAAAUGAGCCACAUAUCCAGAUGGGCCCAUAGACAGUGUUCUCAUAGAACAUGAGGUUUUAUAUACCACUUUUAGUGCCUUAGGUCUCACUUAUUCUUAUGUGUGCUUAAGCAGGAACAACACCUGCCCCUUUGUGCUACAUAUACUGUAAUUUUCACAUAUUCACUGUGCCCUAUUUAUGUUUGACACACAUUGCCAGGUCUGGGAAAGGUGCAAUCAUGCUAUGCCCAAUGAUGGUCAUAGUUUUAACAGGUUGCCAACUAAUCUACACUGAUCAAUCACAACAUUAAAACCACUGACAAGUGAAGUGAAUAAAAUUAAUCAUACAGUAUGUUUACAAUGCAGUAUUCUGCAGGGAAAUCUUGGGUUCUUGCAAUCGUGUGGAUGUUCUUGGACAAACACCACCCACCUAAACAUUGCAGACCAAAUACAUCCCUGCAUGUUGUAGUCACUGAAAUAUUUCGGAGCUGUUUUGGAAAUGUGUCAGGGUGCAUUUUCUCCUCCAGCUGAGGAGAGACUGCUGCUGCUCGGAAGAACCGUUGCCAUGAGGGGGUGUAUUUCGUC
Messenger RNA from Scatophagus argus, 2723 nucleotides. It is a transcript of the gene kcnk10a, whose product is annotated as potassium channel, subfamily K, member 10a. Gene Ontology annotation, molecular function: potassium ion leak channel activity. The record is from RefSeq and is a predicted model, not a curated record. Gene Ontology annotation, biological process: potassium ion transmembrane transport; stabilization of membrane potential. The transcript is spliced from 7 exons. Lineage: Eukaryota; Metazoa; Chordata; Actinopteri; Scatophagidae. Gene Ontology annotation, cellular component: membrane. Bases 458 to 2191 code for a protein of 577 amino acids.